AUGUUGCGAGAGGACGACGGAUCUUUGAGAUCCUCAGACAAUUCCUCUGCCUUAUCACAGCGAAUUUCCAAUCCCAAACCCUCGACAAGACUCCGAUCGCAAUACCCCGCCGAUUCUCUCGAGAGCCAUGUCGAGUACAUCCUGGUUGCUUCGUUCGAUAUUGACCGCGGGUCGGUCAUGGAACACCAAUACCCAGGCCCGAUCAGUGGAGAUGAGACCAUGCUAGCAGAGCUCAUGUUGCCUGAUCAAGCCCAUGUGCGCAGCCAGGAUUGGACCAUUUUCUUUCUACAUAAAGACACAACCACCGAGGAAGAGGAAAAGGAAGCCCGAAGAGAGCGAAGGAGGAAACGUAGACGCAGAAAGGAAGGGUUGGGGGAGGAAGAUGAUGCAACUGUUGGUGCUGAGGAGAACGACCAGGAAGAGGAUGACGAUUACGGCGACGAUACGGACACGGAUAGUGACGAGGGUGACGACGCCGAUGGCCCACCUCUGGUCUACGUAUUGAAUUUGGUGAACACGAAGCAGGACAACACUGUAAAAAGAGGUGCUAUCGUGAAAGCCAUGGCGAUCUGUACCCGACAUUCCUUCCUCCAUAUCUACAAGCCGUUGUUGUUGCUGGCCCUCGAAGAAUAUUUCAGAGCGCCCAUUCUGGAGACGCUGGCGUCUCUUUACGAAGCACUUAAUGCCAUGGAUCUGUCUUUGCUCCCGAAAUUAUCGACUCUAGAGACGUUCGUCUUACAGGCAAGCGAUGCAAAAGACAUGUUCCUAGAGAAAUUCCACCAGAUGAUAGAGCAGCGUAAGGCCAAUGACGCAGAACGAGCUUCGUUACCAUCGGCGAUAUCAAGCGCAUCGGAUCCCAAGAAGAAAGUGUACGCACCACCACGCGACACGCAUGAGUUUGAAUCCAAAGUCAAUUACAAUGGCAUCCCUGUUCCAAUCAAAGUCCCUACGGCUUUGAGCGCAGAGACUGUGGGCGAUUUCUCGCUGAUCAAGCUGAUUCAAACCUUUUCGACGCCUCACUCGACACAACCUCAACCAUUCGCGCUCCAUGCACACCUGACAACUAGUGGUGCCUAUACCCAUCCAAUCAUUGUGCUUGUCAACGCCCUCUUGACUCAGAAGCGCAUUAUCUUCUUAGGGCAUAACAGGCCUUCAAGUGAAGUCGCGGAAGCGGUCCUUGGAGCCUGCGCACUUGCAUCAGGUGGAUUGUUACGGGGUUUUGUGCGGCAUGCCUUCCCAUAUACCGAUCUAACCAAGAUUGAUGAUCUGCUGAAAGUACCCGGCUUCAUUGCCGGCGUUACCAAUCCAGCAUUUGCAUUAAAACACGAAUGGUGGGACGUGCUUUGUGAUCUUCCGACUGGUCGGAUCAAGAUCAGCAACCGCAUCGAGAGCGCACCGACCACUGACGGUCUCGUAUACUUCCAGCAGCAAGGUAUUCCAGUAACAAACGUGAACGGCUCGCAACCUGGAUCCGAGAGCAAGAAUGGUGUGGAUACGACUGGAGAUUCUCAAUUCAUGGAGGGGCUUCUACAAAGCAUUGCAAAUCGCCAUGGAGAAAAUGCCAUUCGUGCAAAAUGGCGAUCAUGGAUUAUGAAGUUCACGCGCAUCGCUGCUGCCUUUGAGGAGACGGUGUAUGGGGCUUCUGCGCUCUACAUUGGCUCGCACGAAACGGAUGUAGGAGCAUAUGGAGUCUCAGGGCAUGGCUUCGUAUGGCCAGAUGAAGGUUCACGGUUGAGGGAAUUGGCAGCAAAUGUACACAGGGUCGAAGGAUGGAGGAGUACACGCUCGUACUACAGCUUUGUUCAAGAUCUUGCGAGACGGUGGGACAAGCGACCCGUGCGAGGUAUUGACCUUCACCACCAGCACGAUCGCUUACGUUGCCUCAAGCUUUCGCACGAGCAGAGUGCUGCCAUCUACCUCGCUCUAGCUCGCGCCGUCGAAGAAGCUGGCACGCCGAAUCCAUCGAGUUCGGACGUAGAUCUACCCUCAGCAGCAUCGCAGUCGCUGACAAUCGCGAACGAUCCCGACCGUAAACCAGGGGAACAACUACAGUACGACACAAUCCUUCAGCUGCUUUCUGUGGUUCCCGAAAGCAAUAGCGGUCUCUUCUACUUAGCGCUGGGAUUAUUCCAUCCAAGACAAGAUGUGCGCAUUGCUGUCGUUGGACUGUUGGAGAGGAUCAUGGAACAUCCUGCUGGACGUCACUUCUGGGCUACGCUGGGCAGAUUCGCCAAACUUGCAUUCUUUAGAGUCAAGAGGGAGGAGGUAGGUCAUUUAAAAUGA
Molecule: messenger RNA, 2283 nt
Organism: Aaosphaeria arxii CBS 175.79
Lineage: Eukaryota; Fungi; Ascomycota; Dothideomycetes; Pleosporales
Product: spindle pole body interacting protein
Exons: 2
Coding region: 1-2283 (760 amino acids)
Biological process (GO): actin cortical patch localization
Cellular component (GO): plasma membrane
Source: RefSeq, a predicted model, not a curated record